CAACAGCAACAUCAAAAACAACAACAACAACAACAACAGCAGCAGGCUGCAAAUAUGUCUGCGUAUCAACAACGCCUGCCAGCUGGUGUAUCACCGAUUCAUAGGUCAUAUAGGACACUUGAGCAGCAGUCACAGCAAUAUGCCAAGAGUCUCGGACAUUUGCAAGCACCGCCCCAACAUCACGCACCACUGCAGCAGCAGCAACAACAACAACAACAACAACAACAGCAGCAGCAGCAGGCUGCGCCACCGCCCACAUCUCAACACCAGCAGCAACAAAUGCAUCACCAUCACCACCAUCAACAGCAGCAGCAGCAACAACAACAACAACAGCAACAACAGCAACAACAACAACAACAGCAGCAGCAGCAAUCUUCAAGAUCGGCAGCUAGUCCCCUGUCUCCGCCAAGACCUGGCCCAGGAAGUGCUGCUGCUGCUGCCGCAGCGAAUAGUUAUGCCAAGUUUGGGGAUGCUCCACAUAGAUUUAUCCAACAACCGGCAGCCUAUAGCAUUGGUCCAGUGCCCAGUGCAUACCGCGACAAUCACUAUACGCGCAUAUCCCAACAGAUGCAGGGAGGACCGGUGCCAUCGGAGUAUCAACGUGUGGCCGCACGUGCUGCUGCUGCUGCAGCAGCUGUUGGUGGCGGUGGCGGCAAAGGUGGCGGCGGAGUUGUCCAAGUGGGUGGACCACAAUCUGGCGGUGUAUUGGUUAUGGAGUCAUUGCAAUCGUUACAGCAGCAACAGUUGCAACAACAGCAUCAGCAGCAGCAGCAGCAGCAGCAACAACAACAACAACAAGCUGCUGGCUCAUCUGGUGGUGUUCCAACGAAUAGCAGCAAUAACGCUGCUAUAAUUGGUGGUUUGGGCCGUAUACUGAUGCCACAGCCUUACCCCAGCGAAUAUCAUUUGACUGCGGCGGUUAAUCAACGCCAGCAACAGCAACAACCACAACAACAACAACAUCAGGGUCCUCCUACAGAAUCCUCGAUGGUGGUCGGUUUAAGUCAGCCGUAUAAAAAGCAACGGCUAAGUGAUGCAUCUCCGGCCAAUCCCAGCAACAUGAAUCACCUGCCACCACAACAACAACAACAGCAGCGAUCCUCGCCAGCUCAUCAACAGCCGCCACCGCCGCAACAACAACAAAUGAAUAGCAGUAGCAAUCGCCAGCAAAGCAAUCAUGGUCCAAUUUCGUAUCAUAUUUCAGCUGGAGGUGGUCCUGGUGGCGUAGGCGGAGCAAGUGGAGGACCUGGUGUUAGUAGUGCAUCAAUUUUAACUCCACUCUCAAUGCUGAAAGUGGAUACAUUGCCACCGCAACCGCCACAGUUGACAAUGUCGGCAACACUGACACCAAGACACACUGCAUCCUCAGUGGUAUCCUCGGCGGCACCGCCCUCCUCAAUGGGAGCGGUAACCGUUUCAACUGCCCCAACGGCUCCUGGCAGCAGUAGCGGCAUCGGCAGCAGUAUGUCCACCUCGGUUAGCAUAUCGUCAUCAUCCUCAUUGGCUUCAACCACCAGCUCCUCAUCCAGCACAGAAGCGUAUCAUCCACAGGUCGAGGCCAUCUCACCCACCUUGCCCAGCGAUAGCGCUGAGGAACGUGGUCGCACCACCGCCAAGGAGGAUCUACUCCAGCAGAUCCAGAAAGUUGACAUUGAAAUCAAAAGCGCCGAAACCACAAUGGAUACGCUACGCAAGAAGGAGAAAUCCUUGAUGGAGGAUGCAGCGAUAACCAAGCAACAGAAGGUAGCAGCCGAACAGGAAGCUGCCGCCCAAGGUGACGAGGUUAUCGAAUUAGCCUGGCGCACACAAAUGCUGGCCGAGAAGAUCUAUGCGGCGAAUCGUAAGACCGCAAAUGCCCAACAUUCCAUGGUGAGUCGAGCCAAUGGCCUGGAACGUGAGCAUCAUUCCUGGCUACCGUUGUACAAUCAGCCGCUGGAUGUCGAGGUCCUGACAACGCUUAUCAAGCGGCAUCAGACACAGGUGAAAGCGCCACUCUUGGUGCACAUAUGCAAACUGAAGGCCGAACGGUGGGAGCACAAUCAGAGUCUGGUUGAGAAAUAUACCAAGGAUCAGGCCGAUUGGCAGCGCCGAUGCGAACGUGCCGAAUCGAGUGCCAAGCGAAAGGCGCGCGAGGCCAAGAAUCGGGAAUUCUUUGAGAAGGUCUUCACGGAAUUGCGCAAGCAACGCGAGGAUAAGGAACGCUUUAAUCGCGUCGGCUCACGCAUCAAAUCGGAAGCCGAUCUCGAGGAGAUAAUGGAUGGCCUGCAAGAGCAGGCGCUGGAGGAUAAAAAGAUGCGUUCAUAUGCGGUUAUACCGCCUCUCUUGUACGAUGCCCGGCAACGUCAUUGCGCCUAUCACAAUGAGAACGGACGCAUUGAGGAUAUGGUGGCUGUGCAUCAGGAGCGCAAGGCUCUCAAUAUGUGGACAGCCGGCGAGAAGGAGACAUUCAAAGAGAAAUACCUACAACAUCCGAAGAAUUUUGGCGCCAUUGCCGCCAGUUUGGAUCGCAAAUCGCCGCAGGAUUGCGUCCGCUACUACUACCUCAGUAAGAAGACAGAGAACUACAAGCAGCUGUUGCGUAAAUCGCGCCAGCGCACCCGCAGCUCUCGCAAUCCGGCCAAGGCUCAGGCCCAACAGCCGCAGUGCAUCAUUGAUUCACUGACAACGGGUGUUACGACUCGCCUGCAACGGGAGCAGCAACAAAAGUCCGGCAAUCGUUCAUCCGCCGUGGCGGAACGUGAGCGUGCCGAGCGAGCCGCCGAACGGGAACGUGUGGCCGAAAAGGCAGCAGCAGAUGCAGCCAAAGCGGCAGAAAGUGCCGCCGAGAAAGCAAGUGCGGUCACUAAGGCUGUGGAAGCAAAUGCUGUUAGUGAGAAGGUUGCCAAAAAUGCAGCAGCAGCAGCAGCAGCAGCGGCGGCAGCAGCAGCAGCAGCAGCAGCAUCAUCUUCAUCAGCAGGAGCAGCAGCAGCAGCAACCACAACAACUACAACAACAACUGCGGAUAAAAAUGCAACGUCGACUACGUCGUCAGUGGAUGCAAGUAAAACGGCAUCGACAGCGACGGCAUCUGCUGCUUCCGUUGCUGCUGCUGGUGGUGAUAAGAAUGCCCAAGCAGCAGCAGCAGCAGCGGCGGCAGCAGCAACAUCUGCAGAGAUCUCAACCGGCAGCACAAGUAGCAGCGAGGCCAAAGCCAAAACCGCCGAGGAGAGUGCGGCGACAGCAGCUGCAGCUGGAGGCACUGCAUCCGCAACGACAGGAGCAGCAGCAGCAGCAGCAACAACCACAACCAACGCAGGAACACAGAAAGCCGUUGCAACUAGUGAAACGGCAACAGCAGCAGCAGGCAGUGAAUCAGCCACAGCGCCCAAGGCAAAGGCAGAUGCAGCAGCAGCAGCAGGAGCAGAUGCCAGUAAAGUGGCAUCUGAAGUGCCCGCUACAACAUCCACGGAAACCGUUGAGCAGAUGGCCAAAGGUAAAACAAGUGCCACGGCCACUAGCAACGAUAGUUACAAUGCAGGUAAUAGUAGUAGUGCGGCCACAUCCUCAGCAACAACAACAACAGCAACGCCGGCAGUUAGUGUGGCUCUCAAUGGCUUUAAGCCUGGCUAUCAAACUCUUAUCGGUGUAAUGGCCGGCAAUGUGAAAGCUUCAGGCACAGGCACAGGCACAGGCACAGGAGGACACAAUAGUAACGAUGAAACGGCAAUAGCAACAUCCACAGCAACAGCAGCAGCAACAACAACCCAAACAACAUCAACACUGGGAGGAGGAGGAGGAGGAACGACAAAUGCAACAAAUAUUGGGGAUAAAAUCGUCAAGCAAACGGCAACAUCGUCUUCAUCUUCAUCUGCUGCAGCCUCCGCCCCUGCCAUAGUUGUGAGUGGGUCAGAGCAGGGCAGCAGCGUCGGCGGCGGCAGCCUAACAACAGCCACAACAGCGGGCAAUUAUUUGGGGCAAAAGUUAAAGGCAGCCCAAGUAGAAGGUUUGGGUGCCGGCAAUGAGAUACACUCGGAUGUUAGUGAUGCCAAGAAGAAACGUUUCGAAUUGGCAUCAAAUGAGGCAACUAAUGUAACGUCUAACGUAGCUAGUGCCACCGCUGCUGCUGGUGUCAUUAACAACAACAACAACAACAACAAUAGCAACAGCAGCAACAACAAUAGUGUGAUCGGCAGCAAAGUGAAUGCCAAGGAUGUGAUAACAAAGCCAACACAACCAACAUCAAUAUCAUCAUCAUCAGCGGCAGCGGCAGCGGCAGCGGCAGCGUCUUCGUCAUCAGUUUUGGUUGCCGCUUCAUCAUCUGUUACUUCUUCAAUUGCUGCAUCAUCAGCGACUUCCUCCUCAUCGUCACCCAUGUUGCUCAUUAGCGCUGCAUCGAUUAUGUCAACGGCGGCAUCGACGACGACACCGACAUCAACCACAAUGGCCACAUCGUCCACAACGUCCAUGCCAAUGCCCCUGCUGGCUGAUGGUGGCACCAAUACCAAUGUCAAUAUGUUAAAUGCCAGCGAUCUGAUGGCUCUGGAUGGCGGCAAAGACAAACUGGCCGGUUGCUUUGUGUGUAAAGCGGAGGCAUGUCCAAGGACCAGGCCACUGAAGAAGGGUCGUGGCCAGCAAUAUGGUAUACCGGAUGAAACGAUACCGGCUGGGGCAAGGGUAUGUAAUAGCUGUCAAUGCAAAUCGGUGAGAAAUCGUUAUCCGAAUUGCCCCCUGCCCACCUGUCCCAAUCCGAAGGAUCGGGCCCAGCGUUUGCGGAACAUCCCAUCACGAUUGUUCGAAUUGUCGCCGGAGUUACGUGAUCCGGUAAUGGCUGAAUUCCAAAUACCACCACAUGCCACACGUUGUUGUUCCGCCUGCCUGAUGCGUAUACGUCGCAAGCUUGAUCCACAGUUGAAUCUCACCGAUGAUGAGCGUCGUGCCGGCGGUCUGAGUGGCCGUGGCAGCGAUGGCGAUGAAACGGAUGUGAGCACCUCGUCGUGUGAUGAACGUGAACCGGGUGGCUCGGAUACAGCUUCGGUGGAGAGUCCAGAGAAUUUGCAGCGUCAUAAGGCGUUGACAUUAACCAAGCAGCAGCAGCAGCAGCAGCAACAGCAACAGCAACAGCAGCCGCUACAUCCUUCUCAACAUCCUGCUCAUGCUCCUCAUCCUCAGCAUGCGCAUUCACAACCGCUUACGCAGCAGCAGCAGCAACAGCAACAACAACUGCCCCAGCCACCGCCACCUGUGAUUCAACAGCAUCAGCAAAAGUCAUCCUCAACACCAAGAAGUGUGGCUGAUGCCUCCGGGGCAGCUCUGACCAUAACACCCACCAGGAUUAAUGCCAAAACGGCAUCCGAUGGCGAACGUCUCCUGCCUCCAGCCGGGCAAGCGCCGAAGAAGCAAAAGACCAGCGAGGAAUACGACUCCUCGGCCACAGAGACGGCCGACGAGGAGAAUGAGAACUCUCCAGCUAACCGUCAGAGUCCCAAGGUUCUGUUCAACGCGGUACAUGGUCAUGUCACUGCCCAUGGGGUACACCAGCAGCAGCAGCAGCAUCCCCAUCAUGUGAUGCCACCGCAUCCCGGUGCUGUUGGCACUAAUAAUAACAACAAUGUGGCCGGAUUGCAGCCACCAAAUGUGGCAAUGCCUGGAAUGGCUGGUAUGCCACAAAGUGCCGGCGGCGGUGGGGUACAGCAAUCGGCCAAUGGACCUGGUGCUGGGCCAAUGGGAUUGCGUCGUGAGGCUGUCAAUAAUGUGCAGGAUUGUGUAUUCUCGGUCAUUGAGAGGCAACUCAAGCACAAGGGUCCACAGCCCAAGACAGGAUCGAGCAGUAGUGGUGGUGGUGGUGGUGGUGGAGCACCAACCAGUCAGUCGCCUGGUUCACAGCAGCAACAACAACAACAACAACCACCUCCGCCCAACAAUCUGGAACGCAAGGAGCUGACAAUUGUUAGGGAAUAUCGUCAGGAUGGCAGUGCGAACAUUAAACAGACACCACCACCACCACCGCCGGGCCUGCCACAUGGCACAUCCGUGCAGAAACUGGUAGGCAACUCAUCCCGCUCAGCCAUCAAUGCCCCACAACAACAACAACCGGGUGGUGGCCCUCCCACCAUUGGCAGUGGCAAUGGCACCGUGGUGGGUGGCGAUAAUCUGGCAACUCUCUCGGUGGUCAAUUCCCAUCUGGUUGUGCCCGGCCAUCUACCGCAUCCGGGACUGAUGCAGCCUGGCGACAAGGCGACCAUAACACCAGUGGUCAAGGGAUCGAGUGGCGGUAAGGUUGGCGGUAACACGCCAACGCCACCCGAAACGAUUAUCUACAAUGUCCCGGCUAGCCAUGCCCAGCCACCGCCGCCGCCAUCCCACUCCCAGCAGCGACUCACACAGGCUCAGGUGCAGCAGCAGCAGCAGCAGGUCGAACCGGAGCCACAAACUCUGGACUUGAGCAUCAAGAAGACACCGCGCGAUGGCCAUUCGCCGGCAUCGUCGCAGUCAGCCUCAUCGAGUUCCUCCUCCGUACCAGAUCGUCAUCACAAUCCAAUCAAGCACAUUGUACGCUCCUCGCCCAUCUAUCGCAGCGAGGCUGUGGCCAUGACCAGCCUGCCAGGACCUGGCCCAGGAUAUAUAUAUCCAACGCAUGGAGUGCUGAAGGCCUCCUCCGGUUCCGGUGUGCCCGGCGGCAGUGGUCCACCUGGCUCGCUCUACGUCCAACCAGUACCUGUACCCAUUUCCAUUGGUGGCCAGGGCCCGAUGGGGCCACAGCGAUCGAAUCCGCCGCCGCAGGCUCAGCCGCCACCGCCGCCGACCCGUGUCUCCAAGGUUCCGCCCAAAUUGAGUCCACAGCAGCAGCAUGCCCAGCAUGCUCAGCAUUUGCAUGCCCCGCAUCCUUCGCAUGGCAGCCAGGUGCCGUCGCCCUCGCAGCAACAGCAACAGCAGCAGCAGCAGCAACAGCAACAACAACUCCUGGUCAAGAGCGGUUCGAUAACCCAUGGAACGCCGGCGAACAGUGCCCAGCAACAGAUUAUCGUACAUGCCGCCUCCUCAUCAUUGCUGAGUCCCAAGUUCGAGAGUCUUGUGCGUAUAACGCCGCCGGGUGUCUGCAGCGAUGGCGGAAAACAGGGUUCCAUCACCCAUGGCACGCCAUUGCAUCACCCUCCGCAUCAUUUGGAAAGCAAGCGGAGCUAUGACUUCUACAAGAGUUCACAGCGUCAUAGCCCGGCCCAGGGCGGUGUGCCCGGAGGUGGUCCGCCUCCUGGGCAAUUGCCGCCACCGCAGCAAUCCUCGCCGCAGGGUCCACCACAAAGCUAUGGCGUCGGUUCGCCCUACGCUCGAUCCCCGUUCAGUCAAGUCGGCGAACAGCCGCCGGUCCUCUCGACGCGUCAGAUUGUGAUGCACGAUUACAUAACGUCACAGCAAAUGCAGGGACAACAGCAACGGAAUGUCUCACGCGGCAGCAGCAGCAGUGUGGGCGGCGGUGGUGGUUCCGACAAGGAGUCGCCAUCACCCAGGAAUAGUGUUAGCGGCGGAUCGGCCGUAUAUGCCUUCGAGAAGGAGCCGCCGCCGCGUGGUCGGGCCGAGUACUCGAGUCGAGCAUCGCCCGCGGAACAUGCCAAUAGCACUCCCAGUCCGCAUCGAACACCGCCACCUCAGCGUCAAGGGGUAAUCCAGCGUCAUAAUACAGGCUCCAAGCCGCCAUCGCCAGCUGCCCCGCCUCCCAAUCGGAUACAUAUUGUGCCACCUUAUCAAUAUGCUCCAGCUGGUCACGAUGCCCUGGCCUCGUUUGUGGAUGUGGCUGUGCAGCAGCCACAGCUGCCAGUGCCCUCUCAAAAGGAUGACAAGUCGCCAGUGUCGCAACCGCCGCCGCCACCUCAUGGUGUGGUCUCGGCAUCGCAAGGCUCACUGCCGCCAGCGGCUCAUCAUGAUUUGCGUUAUCGCGAGUCAGCCAUGGUGGCGGCCCUUCAUCAGCAACAACAGAUUGCUGCUGCCGUCCAGGCGGCAGCCGUUCACCAACAGAUGGCCCAGCAUCAGCAGCAGUAUCGGCAAUUGAGCCAGGCGGCACAUGUCGAUCUGCAGCGUCGCAUGGAAUCGCGGAAUCAGCGCCAGCAGCACAAUCAUGCCAUCGAGCGGGAUAGGGAAAUGCAAAAGGAGCUCAUGCAAAAUCAAGAACGAAUGCAGCGCGAACGCGAACGGGAGCGGGAACGUGAACGCGAACGACGCGAGCAGGAGCGUGAGCGCCGUGAGCGGGAACAGCGGCGGGAACAGGAGCGUGCAGCGGCCGCAGCUGCAGCAGCGGCUGUUGCCGAUGAGCAGCGAGAGCGUGAUAGUCGUCGCAUGUUCCCCGGCAGUGUGGUAACAGCCGCCGGUGGUGGGGGUGUACCUCCUGGACAUUAUAUGAGAGCGCCUGGACCCGAAACGGGACCACCUCGAACCAUACCCGAUCGUGAGCGAGAUCCUUAUUAUCGUCCACCACCGCAUGGCGGGCAACCCAGCGAGGAUACCGGCCAGUUAAGUGCCCAGAGUCUAAUCGAUGCCAUCAUCAAGCACGAGAUCAAUCGAUCCAAUGAUGCCGGUGGCAUCAAUCGUGAAUUACCCCGAGCCUCAUUUUAUCUACGAGAGAUGCGUCCACAUGAUGGCAGUGGUGGAGCCUCCUCACUGAUGGCUGCUGAGAAUAAUGGCAAGGCCAAUUCCAAUUCACCAAAUAUCAUUAACAUCGAUCUGGAUCAAGAGCGCAUUUCGGCAGCCUCGGCUGUUGCCCAACAGCAGCAACAACAACAUCAGCAGCAACAGCAGCAGCAGCAGCAGGCCAACUCUCAGCAAUCGCGUUCGGUCCAUGGUAGCAUGCGGGGACAGGGCGGACCACCGCCACCAUCUCAUCACACACCGACAUCGUCGCAGGGUCAGCAACAGCAGCCAGGUGGCUCUGGACCACCCGGAUUGCAGCAGCAGAUCCACACCAAGAGCAUUACCUUUGGUGAAUUGACCGAUUCGAUCAUUGCCAGCGAUUACGGACCCAAUCCCCAUUUGAGGCCAUCACCGGGCGGCACAUUUAUGACGACCUAUCUGCAGGAAAGCCAACCAAUAUUGACACCCGAUCGUUGGAAGCAAAAUCGUCGCAUGCAACAGAAGGCCGAAGAGGCGGCUGCGGCUGCGGCAGCCAAGCACCAACACCAGCAACACCAGCAGCAGCAGCAACAGCAGCAAAUGCCACCCGGCUCCACGAGUGUGGGACCAAAUAGUGGCGGACCUGGCGGACGAGCCAAUACACCGGGCGAAGAUGGACGCAAUAUUAUACGGCUGCCACAGGCUGUGAGCCCUCGGAAAUAUCAGCAUGAACUGUUUAUGCAACAAGCGGUGGCCGCUGCCGGUGUCGAUCCCAGCCAUUUCUUCCUCCCGGCACCAAGUGGUGUGGUGGGCCGCGGUGUUGGACCACCGCCGCCCGAACAGCGUGUGCCCGGCGGUGGGUCUGGCUCCAAUUUCGACAACUAUGUAAAGAAUCGCAUUGCCGAGGUGAUGCGCGACGAUAUUGGCUAUGUGAAGAAUCGGAUUGUCGAGGUGCGCAGCGACGAGGAGGCAGCCGCUGCUGCCGAACUCCAUGCGGCUCAUGCACACGCCCACGCUCAGGUGCAUGCCCAUAAUCAGGCUCAUGCCCAAGCUCAAGCCCAAGCCCAAGCACAGGCCCAAGCCCAAGCCCAAGCCCAAGCCCAGGCCCAAGCCCAGGCCCAAGCCCAUGCAGCUGCCAUGGAACAACAGCAUCGGGGCAAGGAGCCGCCACUGCCGCAUGAGAUCUCGGUGUCGCGCAAGACGCCAAAUCAAUACGAAGUGGUGGACAGUGGUCGUCGCUCGGCCAGCAGCUCCGGUUCGAAUAGUCAUCACUCGGCCUAUCAUUCACAGCCGCCGACAGUGAAUCCCGCAUUCGCGGCUGGCACCUAUGCCUACCCCUUCAGCGCCCUAACUGUGCCGGGUGCGGCCAGUGGAUUGCCACCACCGCCCAUGCAUGUGACCCACCAGUCUGCACCGCCCAGCCAUCUGAGCAAGGCCAAGGCGGCGCAUGCCCUCAGCGAACUGGGCUCGGCCGGUGGUGGAGUUAGUCUUGUUGUUGGCGGCGGCAGCGGCGGUGCUGGCGGUGGAGGAGGUGGUCCAGGUAGUGGCGGAGGUGGUGGCGUUGGUCCUGGAAGUGCUGGUGGCGGUGGUGGUGUCGGUGUCGGUGUCAAUCCAUCGGGAGGUCCACUCAAUGUCAGUGUCUCGGCGGUAGCAGCAGCUGCUGCAGCUGCAGCGGCAGCGGCCAUGGAGCCAAAACCUCUGCUGUCAUCCAAAUACGAGGCACUCAGCGACGAAGAUUAGUUGUGACUGCAGGCGCCGUCGUCGUGUGCAGCAGCGACGGCGCCUUCAGCAGCAGCCAACACAACAACAACAUCAGCAGGAUCAGCAUCAGCAUCGUCAGCAGCAGCAGCAGCAGCAGCGGCGGCAGCGGCAGCAAUCUAUGGUUAUCGUCGUCCACACCAUCAUCAUCAUGCUCAUCAACAUCAACAGCCACAGCCACAUCAU
Molecule: messenger RNA, 10521 nt
Organism: Drosophila willistoni
Lineage: Eukaryota; Metazoa; Arthropoda; Insecta; Diptera; Drosophilidae
Gene: Smr
Exons: 10
Coding region: 55-10317 (3420 amino acids)
Biological process (GO): regulation of transcription by RNA polymerase II
Source: RefSeq, a predicted model, not a curated record